Molecule: messenger RNA, 2103 nt
Organism: Schizophyllum commune H4-8
Lineage: Eukaryota; Fungi; Basidiomycota; Agaricomycetes; Agaricales; Schizophyllaceae
Exons: 5
Coding region: 336-2024 (562 amino acids)
Biological process (GO): protein transport to vacuole involved in ubiquitin-dependent protein catabolic process via the multivesicular body sorting pathway
Cellular component (GO): late endosome membrane; ESCRT II complex
Molecular function (GO): ubiquitin binding; phosphatidylinositol-3-phosphate binding
Source: RefSeq, a predicted model, not a curated record
CGACGACCGCGGAGCCCACAGAUUAUGUCAUCGCCAUGAGUCGACGCUCUGACUUCAACACAUACCCAUCACGCUGCCUUUCGAAAUCAUCGUCUAGCCGCGCUCCCAACCCAUUCGUUCGAAGCGUUACCCGGACAGCCUCACUUACCCCGCUCCGUCUUGGAUCGGAUAGUAUCCUCCAGCGACGGCUGCCGCGGAAGAGUUUCAAGCGGGCCCGAACACCUACCAUCGGACGCCAUAACGCCUUUGGGCCCUGUCUUCCCGUCGCGACCGCUGCAACUGAGUUGGAGUCGCUCAAGACACAGUCUUCAUUGAUUUAAUCUCACAAUAACCAUAUGGGACUUGCUAGAAGAUCGAAGCCAAUCGACGGAACUAUCCCCGUCGUAGCUCUCCUAUACUCGGAUGAAGAGCUGAAUGCUAGCCAGGACGGGGUUGGUAUCUACGAUGGACCCAUUAAGUCGCCCGACCAUCAAUCAGGCGUUAUUCACCUCACGUCUCAUCGACUUAUCUUCGUGUCCGAUACACAGCCUGAAAAGUUCUCGUUUUCUAUCGACCUUGCAGAUAUACGGCAAACUGAGUAUUACGCUGGCCUGUUUACUAGCUCAGCAAAGGUCACCUUGGUCUUCGAUAACGCACAGGCCGCGGCCAGUCGCACCUCAGUCGAGGAUGACGACUGGGGAGGCUGGACUUGUCACGUCUGCGAUAAUCGUAACCCUCCUGGCACGAAGUCUCGUCUCUGCGCGCUGUGUGGGGUACCCAAAUCCGUCGAUUCUUCCCCGCGAACAACAACCCCAGUUCCCGCGGUUGCCAGCCCAGCGCUUGCGACGAGAUCGAAGUCAUGUCCAGCAUGUACAUUCAUCAAUCAUCCUUCUAUGCGCGAGUGCGAGAUAUGUGGUACCCCUCUACCUUCCGCUAGCUCCUCGACACCUGCACCAAGUCUGCCUAGCGCACCACCGCCAACCACAUCCGCGCCCGACUCCAACAUCGUCAAGAUAUCCUUCCGAAAAUCUGGCGAUAAACCGUUCUACGCUGCUCUGAAGCGCGCACUCACGGCAAAGCGCUGGGAUGUCACCAGAAUGCCCUCGGGCGCGGUCCCGCCCUUGCGCGAAAAUCAGUCCGGAAUAAAUUCUCUGCUCAAUACUCUCGCGGAGACUUCCUCCAGCCGUACAACCCACCUGCAGGCAGCGCUGGGCGAUCUGGAGGCGCUUCGACUGCGGGCAAAUGACAUGGUCCGCGUUGCCACCGAAGUCAGUGAGCGCCUCAAAUCAGCAAAUGCCCCGCCUGUGGACACGACUGGUCUCGCGCUUCCCGAUAAUUCUAUAGGGUCGGCACCGACGACUGAAGCCGAGUCUGAGCUGAUUUCCUCGCUUUCAUCAUUGGCUUUGACGACGCUGAAAGCGACGCCGGUCACGCAAGAUAUGAUCAAGGACGAGGAGAAGUGGAUGCAGGAGUUAGCUCGGGAGCUCGCUUCGGUAUUGCAAGGCGACAAUAGCAGCCAGAGGGGCGGCUUGAUGAAAGCGCGUGGGAUAAUCGCGCUCGACGAGGUAUGGGGCACCUGGAAUCGCGCCAGAGGCGUCGCGCUCCUCCCUCCCUCGACUUUACUGUCAACGGUCCCCCUCCUCCCGGCCCACACCAACCCGAAGAUUCGCAGUCGCCAGUUCGCCUCCGGACUCAAGGUCCUCCACACACCGCACUACUCGACCCCCUCCUUCAAGACGCGUUUGGACGAUUACCUGUGGGAGCUCGGGGAUGGAGAGGCCGUGAGCGACCCUGAUCGCGAGGCAGAGGCAGAAGAAAGUCUGCCACGGCCGCGCGCCAUGACGGUGACGGAGAUCGCGGCGAAGGAACAAGUCACUAUCGCGCUUACCCAGGGCAUGAUUGAGGAGAUCGAGGCGGAGGGCGGGAUCCUGCGCGACGAUGUAUCGUCUUGUGCGCUUACGGCUGGGCAGGGUAUCGGGUGGGGAGCGGAGGUUCGAUGGUGGCCAAACGUGGUGCUUCUUUACUCGUGGGACGGGCAUGAGUAGCCUGUAGAUGUAACAGAAAAUUGCGGAGAGGCAGAACUGGCUUGAAGUCCUACCGAUAUCCGCAAAAGGCAAUUCCGAC